Messenger RNA from Maniola jurtina (meadow brown), 3672 nucleotides. RefSeq names its product protein CNPPD1. Bases 154 to 1359 code for a protein of 401 amino acids. The transcript is spliced from 5 exons. Gene Ontology annotation, biological process: regulation of cyclin-dependent protein serine/threonine kinase activity. Gene Ontology annotation, cellular component: nucleus; cyclin-dependent protein kinase holoenzyme complex. Gene Ontology annotation, molecular function: cyclin-dependent protein serine/threonine kinase regulator activity; protein kinase binding. The record is from RefSeq and is a predicted model, not a curated record. Lineage: Eukaryota; Metazoa; Arthropoda; Insecta; Lepidoptera; Nymphalidae.
UCAAAUUCGUCAAAUUCAAAUUCACCUUUAGAUUGAUGACUGUGUGCGUGCGUUUUUAAAAUAAAAUCACUUUUUGCACUACAAAUUCCUAAUUUACAUAGUACACGCACAUAUGUUUUGGGUUUCUUCAAAGAAAGUGAUUUCUAAAAUAUAAUGUCCAAUAUAUCGAAACGAAGAAAGGACGGCUCAAGAGCCAAGAUCAAGACUAUGGGUGAUCACAAGGAGUUUCUAAAGAGAAUCACCAAGACCUUGUAUUACGGAGAGCUUCCCACUCUGCCCUGCCUGAGUCUCCCUGUCACUGAGAUCUCGUGUGCGGCGUGGUCGGAGGCGCAGCGUGGGCGCUCGCUGCGGCGCCUGCACGCGGACGCGGCGGCGCGCGUCGCGCGCUCGGCGUGCGUGUCGCCGUGCGCGCUCGUGCUGGCCAUCCUGUACCUCGAGCGCUUGAAGCGCUGCAACGCCGACUACCUCUGCGCCACCUCCCCUGCUGAUCUCUUUCUUGUUUCUUUGAUGGUAAGUAAUAAGUUCCUGCAGGACGAUGGGGAGGAUGAUGAAGUGAUCUGCUCGGAGUGGGCCGCCUCCGGGGGUCUAGACCUGGCUCAGCUCAAGAAACUAGAAGUGGAAUUCCUUAAUGCUAUAGAUUGGAAUGUAUUUGUGAGUGACAAAUCAUUCGAGGCAGGCCUGCAGUGGCUGGAGCGACAAGUCGCGCUGCGUCAGGCGCAGUCGCGGGGAUUCUUCACGUACACCGACCUCACGGCGACUUGCGACGCGGCGCUAGUCGCCGCUAUAGCUCGAGACGCGAUACUCGGACUGACCGCGAUAGUUGCGCUACUCACGUCAGCCGCGGUGUUGCUGCUAGCUCACAGCGUCGCCAAAGCGACUAUACCUUCUAACAUUUCCACAUCAACCCCCCUCGAAACCCCCCAAAUCCCUUCACCCCUUCCCAAUGCUACUGCGGAAACACAAACCUAUGAUACUCUCUAUGGUUUCAAUGAAGACCCAUUACCGACCGGUUUCGAUUGCUGCAACCAAUGGUCGAAGUACCAGGAGACCACAGAAACGAAGAGGAAUUGGUUUGAUGCCCUCGUUCUUUAUGACUGGAAAUCCUUCGAGCCGUGGUGGUCGAAAACCUCUGUCAUGAACUGGUUGUACCAAAGUUCGUUGAUAACACCGAUGCAAAGAUGGCUAGAAAAGAUUAACUUGUAUGCAGAAUUUUUGUCUAAAGAGGUUCAUAUCAGUAGUUUACCGCAAAGACAGGACGGUUGUGGAAGCGGCGCUAGAUUCAGUGAGAGAAGAUGCGUCCGCCAGUGGCUUAAUCUUAGUAAACUGAGCGUUUUCGUGGCGUCCGUGUCUGAUCGAUAGAACACUUUUCUAUGAAGUCUUUACCAGGAAUUAGCGGAGAUAAACGCAAAAAGAAAAAAAUGCAGUUUCUAAUGGUUGUUGAUAUCUUUAAUAAGCGCUCAAGCGAUAAGCAAUGAUACUUGAAUCGAUUAGUGUCUUUUAAAUAGUGUUACGAGUUACGACCGAAUACUGAAAUACCAAUUUGAUUAAAUUGUGCCAACUUAGUGCUUUAGGUACCAAACCUAGUACAUUUGUGAUAGGUAUUGUCGUACUUAAAAUUCGACUUUGGUGCCUAGUGUGAAGCAAAAAAUUCUACCAAACAUGUUUAUUCCUGUUAAUUUCUAGGAAUGCAUGAGUUUUUUUGCUAAAAUUUUUCGUGACUUAACGCGGCACCUUAUAACAAGCGUAGUUUUAUUUGAUUUUCAACCGAUUUUUUAACAAAUAGACAAUUGCUAAUUUCCAUGAUUCAGUAUGGUUCAAUUCCUCAUAAAAUCAGUAAUUUUAUUUUCAAAUAUUUAGUAUUAGUUAAUUUUAUUUUCAAUCAUUUGAGGUUGGUGGUGCAUUUUUUGGAAAGAAGCAGUUCACAACACUGAUUUAAUUGUUAAAACCAUCUCAUGCAUUGCAUCAAUGUAGAUUUCCAACAAAAUGUGAACAAGCAGACAGUUUUUGUAUUUGGUGGUAAGGCGAUAACAUUUGUGUCCAAUGUCUAUCUAUAGUUGUUGCAAUUAAAAUUGGAUUUGGUGACGUCACCAAUGAAAGAAAAAAAUGUAUAAAUAAUAGUAAUUUUACAAGAACUUUAUAUCAAUUGAACAUUUAGGCGUUUACAAAAAAAUUGCACACUGCUUAGUUAUUAUUUAAUUGUACAUCUAUGGCCGCAAUUACACCUGUAGGUUUACUCACGUAAGUAACUUACAGGACUAACUUCUGACAAAACUGAUGUAUUUAUUUAUCUUAGUUGUCAAUUAAUUACGUAAGCUCCUUACACGAGCAAAACUUAAAGGUGUAUCGCAGUCUACGUGUAUAAGGGUAAGCCCGCACUGCGAAAUUUCACCGCGCGAUAUUUUCCGCAGAAUCCUAUAACAUGAAAAAUUUACGAAACCAUUCGCACGUAUUUUUUCGCGAAUGCGUGCGACUUCUAACAAUUAAAAUUCGCAGUACAGGCUACUAGCUUACCUUUAGUAGUGUGUAAAUUUUUAUUAAGCCUGCAAUCCACUUUCGGAGCAGAGAUGUGUUCGGCAGAUCUGUCAGAUCAUUGAUAGAUGACGAAAACAUUAUCACGUCAUCUAGAAUACUUGUCGUGAAAAGAUUGUCAUGUCAUCUAUUAGUAAUCUGAUUGGUCUGCUGAACACUUCUGCACUCAUCUCUACUUUGGUGUAUGGAAUGUAAGGAGUACAAUCUCCAUGUAUAAAAAGUACCCCUUAAAUGUGCUAAAUAAGGGUGGCGCUACAGUAGCCAGAACAAACUACAUAACUAACAGCUGCAGGUGCUGGGAAAGUAGACCGAUCUCCAGUUGGAUACUAAUAUCUGUAAUUCGAGAGAUCAAAGCGACGGCGAGACUGUACGUACGGUAACAGCUGCAGCUGUUGGAAAAGUAGACCGAUCUCGGGUUGCAUAAAUUGUUGAAGUAUGGUGGAAACUUGACUGUCAGUAACUACUCCAGUCACUAAAAAUAUUUAUUCUAACUACAUACUACAUUAAAUUUUGUAACUCAGCAUAUCACUUUGUUAACAAUUGCUACAUUCAUACCACUACCCCUGCCGACGCUAAUGCCAUUUUAUAGGGGUUUUUAACAAUUUUUUACUGUUUAUAGCUGGACACUUUUUCCCCAUAAGAGAUUGUGCUCCUUACCUAUACACUUCAUACUUUGGUGGUUGGGCCAAAGCUCCUAGCUUGCAGUUGAGGGACUGUUAUCUGCACAGGACAGAGUCUGUAGUCUUUUACAAAGUAAAUUACUCAAUCGCCGUCUUAUUAGGAUAAGAUCUAUAGAGCGCACUUUGAAUUUGCUCAAGACUAAUGAUAGUUAAAAAGAGACAGCGCUAUAUCACUGGCAUAAAUCUAUCUCGUUUUGAAUGAAACUUAAGUCUGGGCAAAGUCAAAGUAUGCUCUACAGAUUUCAGCCUUAGUGCAUGCUGUGCGUUAUAUGAUGCAGUUCUAAUGAAAGCAGUGAACAAUUUAAAUGUCCUCCACAGACAACAAUCCGUCGUCUGCACAGGCCCUCAGGCCUUCAUACUUUAACAUCUUGUCGAAAAAACUAAACUUGUAAUUGUUGUGAAACUCUGUACUAUGUAUAUAUUUUUGUACGUGCGUGAAAUUAUUAAAUAAAAGGGAUUUUCU